CUUCCUGUUGCCGAGUCUUUUUCAGAGACUAAUGGAGAGAAGAGCCAGAGUCGGUGAAAUAUGAUUUUAACUCUUGGGCCGGAGCUGAUCGUUUUACAGUCCAACGCCGCUUUUCCAUCUACAAAAGUUGCCUUGGCUCCAUGCACGCCAGCAGGAUUUUCCUUCGAGUGGACUCGCCCAACGUACCAUGACGAAGGAGACUUGAGUGGAAACAGUGUCUCACGAAUUAACCUGUUCUCCGUUUCACACCACAUCUCUCUUCUGAAGAAUAAUAAACAGCAAGAUGAAGAACUUCAGCUCUCAGAGCAGGAGAAUAAGAAGAAUGGCUUCAGAAUCAGAUCUCAGCAUCCUCAAAUCAUCAUUUAGCACAUGGUCGAGCCCUGGAAAGCGAGGUUUCGAUUCUAGGGAAUUCCUUGGAAAAUUUGACAACGCACAAAUGAGAUUUGGAUUCGGCAAUGAAAAAAUAACCAUGCAAAUCCUGAACGAUCGCCUCGCAUCCUACCUAGAGAUAGUGAAAAGCUUGGAAAAGGCAAACAGCGAGCUGGAGCUGCAGAUUCACCAGUUUCUGGAGAAAAAAUGUCCAGAUGCUUGUGACUAUAAUCACUACCUGGUCAUCAUUGAUAAACUACGCAAGGAGAUCCAGGAGAUGACCUUAGGCCUUGCUAGAGUUGAUAUUCAAAUCGACAAUAGCAAGUUGGCUGCAGAGGACUUCAAGCUCAAGUUUGAACAUGAACUUUCCAUAAGACAGUGGAUUGAAGCUGACAUAAAUACACAGAGAAGAAAGCAGGAUGAUAUCAAUAUGGCGCGGAUGCAUCUGGAAAAUGAAGUCAAACGACUGAAAGUCGAACUGAUCGAUUAUAAAAAACAACAUCAACUGGACGUGUCAGAAUUGCGCGAUCAGAUCGAGCAGGCGGGAGUUCAGGUGCAUGUUGAUGCUCCUAUAGGGCAAGACCUUAUUAAAAUUAUGGAGGAGAUGAGAGCAAACUAUGAAAAGAUCAUCCUGAAGAACAAGCGGGAAGUCAAGAAAUGGCAUGAAACAAAAAUAACUGAGGUGCACAUUCAAGUGUCCGAGAACACAGCAGCAUUGAAGGAAGCCAACACACAAGCCAGCGAGAGCCGCAAAAAGAUGAAGUCCUUAGAAAUAGAGCGGCAGUCUCUGCUUGGAACCAGAACAUCUCUUGAAGAAGCCCUCCGUGAAAUGAGACUGCGAUACGCCGUGGAGUUGGAGCAAUACAAUGCCAUCAUAGUCCUGAGAGAGGCUGAACUUCGACAGCUGCGUGAGGACACUCAAAACCAAAGCCGGGACUAUCAGGCCCUUCUCAACAUUAAGAUGAAACUAGAGGAUGAGAUCGAGACCUACAGGAGACUGCUGAAUGGAGAUGACUUUGAACAACUAAGCGAAGAAGAGAAGAAGACCAGGGUGACCACCAUCACCCAGAACAUUGUGAAUGGGCAAGUUGUGUCCACAAGCUCUGAAACGAAGGAAAAGGUUGUCUAAACACAAAUGGGACCACAAAUGCAUGUUUGUGGCAACAUUGAUAAA
Triplophysa rosa is the source of this 1543-nucleotide messenger RNA. RefSeq names its product keratin, type I cytoskeletal 18-like. Bases 284 to 1498 code for a protein of 404 amino acids. Gene Ontology annotation, molecular function: structural molecule activity. The transcript has 9 exons. The record is from RefSeq and is a predicted model, not a curated record. Gene Ontology annotation, cellular component: keratin filament. Lineage: Eukaryota; Metazoa; Chordata; Actinopteri; Cypriniformes; Nemacheilidae. Gene Ontology annotation, biological process: intermediate filament cytoskeleton organization.